Conger conger (European conger) is the source of this 6012-nucleotide messenger RNA. It is a transcript of the gene ppp1cab, whose product is annotated as protein phosphatase 1, catalytic subunit, alpha isozyme b. Gene Ontology annotation, cellular component: cytoplasm; nucleus. Gene Ontology annotation, molecular function: protein serine/threonine phosphatase activity. The transcript has 7 exons. Lineage: Eukaryota; Metazoa; Chordata; Actinopteri; Anguilliformes; Congridae. The coding region runs from base 456 to 1454 and encodes 332 amino acids. The record is from RefSeq and is a predicted model, not a curated record.
UAUCCAAUAAGAAUCGGAAAUGUGGGUUCAAACGCUAGCCCAACAGUUGUGAGAAAGUGCAAGGAACACAUUAUGUUGUACUCGUUUACCCUCUCGAACGCUGCCCUUCAAGUUUCGUGGAGGAGAGAAAUUGAUAUACUUUAAGAAAUUGUUACUCAAAUCGUGGACAUUCGGAACCACACUUAUACUCAUCCCCUUUAAUUCUGGAUGUGUUUUUUUAAGCAAGCAAGCUCGUUUCGUAUUGGCUAGGUUGAUUCCUAGCAAGCUAACUUACAGUAGAACUCAAGCUAGAUUGAUAGCUAGCUGCGUUACCUGUGGGGGUCGUGUUUUAUCGACCACAAAGGAACAUCUAACGUUCGUUUGGCAAACUAACAAGCUAAUACUAAGUUUCCGGGCCCAGGAGUAUAAGAAAACGGCACAGAAAUAGCAAGCUACAUAGGUGGACAUUGGCUAAAAUGGCGGAGCCAGACAAAUUAAACAUUGACUCCAUAAUACAGCGACUGCUUGAAGUGAAAGGUUCCCGGCCAGGCAAGAACGUGCAACUGACAGAGAAUGAAAUCCGCGGCCUUUGCUUGAAAUCCCGGGAGAUAUUCCUCAGCCAGCCAAUCCUGCUAGAACUUGAGGCCCCUCUCAAGAUCUGUGGUGACGUCCAUGGUCAGUACUACGACCUCUUGCGACUGUUUGAGUAUGGCGGUUUCCCUCCUGAGAGCAACUAUCUUUUCCUUGGGGAUUAUGUGGACAGAGGCAAACAGUCCCUGGAGACUAUAUGCCUUCUGCUGGCUUACAAAGUCAAGUACCCUGAGAACUUCUUCCUCCUGAGGGGCAACCACGAGUGCGCCUCCAUCAACCGCAUCUACGGUUUCUACGACGAGUGCAAGAGGCGGUAUAACAUUAAGCUGUGGAAGACCUUCACAGACUGCUUUAACUGCCUGCCAGUGGCUGCCAUCGUCGAUGAGAAAAUCUUCUGUUGUCAUGGAGGCCUGUCCCCUGACCUGCAGUCGAUGGAGCAGGUCCGCAGAGUAAUGCGACCCACAGACGUGCCGGACCAGGGCCUGCUGUGCGACUUGCUUUGGGCUGACCCUGACAAGGAUGUGCUGGGCUGGGGUGAAAACGACCGCGGCGUUUCCUUCACCUUUGGAGCUGAUGUGGUGGCCAAAUUCUUGCACAAACACGAUAUGGACCUCAUUUGCAGGGCACAUCAGGUGGUAGAAGACGGGUAUGAAUUCUUUGCAAAGAGACAGCUGGUAACACUGUUCUCAGCCCCUAACUACUGCGGUGAGUUUGACAAUGCUGGAGCCAUGAUGAGUGUAGACGAGACCCUCAUGUGCUCCUUCCAGAUUCUCAAGCCUGCUGACAAGAAGUUGUACUCCUACGGGGCGGGGGGGGGCAUGGGAUCCGGGCGUCCAGUCACUCCUCCUCGAAAUUCUGCCAAGGGUGGAAAAGCAAAGAAAUAACACCUGCUGUACACCUUUUUCAUUUUCUACCUCCCUCCUCCUCUCUCUAUCUCCAAAUAGCAACAAAUCAAAACAGUACCCAGGGUUUAGUCUUGUUUUUUUGUUUUUUUGUUUCUUCUUUAUAAAUUCUAGAUGCGCUGUAUAACAGUUUUGGAAUGUCUGUGUGAGAGAAAGAAGAUGUGUACUAUUUUCCCCCCUUCACUUGUCUCUUCUCCCCAGUCUCCACGGUGAGGAAGUACAGUUUCUCACUGUUUUCAGGGUGGGUGCUGAGUCGGCUAAUACUGCGGUGAGCCAGUCUAAAUGAACAGGGAAUGGCAGGAAGGAGCAUGUUUUUUAUUGUUUAUAGGAGAUCCUGAACUGUUCAUUUUCCAUGUCUUUGGGAGAGUUUGAGUAGGGGGUUAAAUGGUUUGGGGAAAAAAGCCACACGCUGACACAUUCAUUCUGUUUUAUUGCCAAACAGUUGGUACAAACUCUGCUGAAAGAGUGACUGAACUGCUUGUUUUAUGUAUCGAGAUGUGCAUAGAAUUACAUUGGCAAAUUCGUACAAAAAGUCAGAGAUUGAAAUACGGAGUUUAGGUUUGAUGGUAAAUAAUUGUCUGGUUAUUUGAGGUAUUUUAUGUUUUAGCCUUCCAUUAGAAGUAAGAAAUCAAUAAAGAGUAAGAUUUAUUAAAAUUAACCUGCUUAGUGUUUGUUUUUCCUGUAAAAUUAAUACAAUACUGUAUUUUUCUGCUUCAUUUUUGUUCCAGGUCUUGCUCCUGUGCUUUCUUUUAGAAUUUGAAAAUACAUAAUUGAUUAUUGGAAUGGUUCUGGGCCUGAUUAUGGGAGUAGGAACAGUUGAAUACCUGCUACACUGCCAGAUUUGGUCUGUGGUCUAGAUGCAGUCAGUAUUAGUUCUUAAUUUAGAGAAAUGCAAGUGACUUUUUAAAAUUCAAGCACAACAUUUAGUACUUUUAGUGAUCACUGUACACACUCUUAAAAAAGAGUGCUUGCAUUUAAUUGAUUAAGGACAUGCAUUGAUUGAAUCCAGGCUUCUGUCAGUGUCCUUUGUCACCAAUUACAACUUAUUUUUGUUGUAAUUUUUUCCUUCAUGUUUUCUCUGUAUCAAAGGUCAUUUAAAUCUCUGCUUCUGAUUUUGUCUCAAAAACUCCAACAGUGUGUACACCCAUCACAUCCUGAUGAUUGAUUGUUCCCCAAAGCCCAUUGUUUUGCUUUUAGUUUAGUUUUAGUUUCACACCUUCCCCUUGUCUGUGCUUUCAGACUUUCACCAAAUGAAACAACUGUCAAUUGCUUUCUGCCCGGCGUACCUUUAACAAGUACGUUUGAUAUCUAGUCCUUUGUUUUGUCUGUGAAACAGAUUCUCCUUGCUUUUUCACCAGGUUUCAAGUGUUAGCAGCUGGUUAGUCUCAUUAGCUACUUUUAUAGUGAGGCAAGAACUCUAAAAAGGCAAUCUUUUUAGACAGCAGUUGGAAUUGUUUACAGUAGAUUGUGUACCGUUUUGAGGUUGAGUUCAUUGACUUUUCCAUUCAAGAGUGUGUCAGCCUGGUGACUGGUUCCUGGAUAAUGCAAAUGGGAUUUGUGGCUCCCCCUGGUGAUCAUUAAUAUAUUCACUGAUCCAGACCCUCAUUUCCUGAGUUGUGUGUCAUAUCUUUUAGGUCAAGGGUCUGCAACAUUGAUGCUGUGGGACCACUGUGUAUAUGCUGUUUUGGUUCCAACCACAAUUGAAUUUUAACAAUCUGCUCAGUUUUUAAUUUGGUGCUUUUCAUGUAUAGUGGGAUUAUUUGCCCUCUUACGCCACAUUGUCAGAAAUAGUUAUGCAUGAAGAAAACUGUUCACAUUACGCUUAUUGUGCUACUGUAUAUUGCAAACAACAAGGCUUCAUUGUGUCAGGUUUAAGGGGGAAAAAAAUUUAGAACUUACUGCUUAUAGCUUAUUUUUUCCCCUCAGAAUUUCCUCAGAAUUUGAUCAGUUUACAUUUGUUACCUCUUUAUGCAAUACUUGCAAUAUUGCUUAAUAAGCACAGUGUGAACAUGGAACUUUUUUCCUUCAUGACAAGCAUAGCUAUGUCUGACAAUGUGGUUUAAGAGGGUAAAUAAUCCAUCUGAACAUGAAAGCACCCAAUUAAGAAAAAGAAAUCUGUUAAAUUUGGGAUUGCAAUUGUGGUUGGAACAAAAACUAGCAUAUACAGUGCAGUCCAUAAGUAUUUGGACAGUGGUUCUAUUUAUUUUCUUUUGACUUUGAAAUGAAUGACUUCGGAUUUGAAAUGAAACAUCCCUUUUUAUACAUAGUCCCACCGUUUUAGGGGACCAAAAGUAAUUGGAUAGUAAUUGUCAGGUAUAAGAAAUCUUUCAGUAUCUUGUCUUGAUUCUAGGCUUGUGAUUGUCUGGAAAACAAUGAGGACAGUUGUGGAAGAAGUAAUCAUAAGGCUGAGAAACGGGAAGAGACGUAGGUUAAAUAAUAGACGUAGGCCAAAUCAAUUGUUUGGAACAUCAUUAAGAAAAAAAAGACUGCGCUGGUGAGCUCAAUAAUUGCAAUUGGGCUGGUAGGUCAAGAAAAAAAUUCUCGUCAUAAUGAAUAAAAAAAAAAGAAAAAACCCGUCUGGCUGAUCGGAAACACUCUUCAGGAGGCAGGUGUGGAUGUGUCAGUGGCUACUCUCUGCAGUAGACCUCUCAAACCAAUCUACAGAGGCUGCACUGCAAGAUGCAAACUACUCUUUAGUUGAAUAAAAGGAUGGCCUUGUUACAGGUUAACAAGUAGUAGCAAAAAUACUUGUGGGCAGGUGACCACAUGGUUGAAUUGACGUAUCAGAGUAAUGGCAAGAGCAGAGUAUGGAGGCUAAAAGGAACUGCCCAAGAACCAAAUCCCCAUCUGUGAAAUGUUUUGGGGAUGUUAUAGGUUACGGGUGCUGGCUCACUUGCCUUCAUCAACAUUGUAACUGUUGAUGGCAGCAGCAGAAUGAAUUCUGAAGUGUACAGAAGCAUCUUCUCUGCUUCCAAACUCAUUGGAUAGUGCUUCAUCCCACAGCAAGGCAAUGGUAUACUAACAUAUACCAAUGUUAUUUCUAAUGAUGUUCCAUACUUUCUUUUAGUAAGCCUAUGGUUUGGCCUAUGUCCCAAACUUUUUUCUUUUUUCUUAUUUCUCAGGCUCAUAAUGGCUACCUUGACUUUCAUUGGUGCAACUCUGAUCCUCAUGUUGACAAAAAGGCAAUCAAACGCCUAGAAUCAGAACUACUUAUUUAUGCCCUAAGGAAGUGAUUGAAUACGCCUGUCGAAUCAGAAAUAGCUGAGAAGCAAACUGUCCAAUUACUAAAUGGCUGUCUGUAUAAAAAUGGAUGUAAUUAAUUCACAGAACCUCAUAGGAAUGAAAGGUGACAAUCCAACCUCAUGAAUUGUUUAUUACUAAAGUGCUUGAGUACUGAGCCAAAAGAACAAAGUGUAGCACUGUCCAAACACUUACGGGCUGCAUUGUAUAGUGGUCCCCCAGGACCAACAUUACAGACCCCUCUCUGAGGCGGUCAGGAGACAACUGCUUAUGUGUAACAUACCAGCCGAAUAUAUGCUAGCAGCUACUUAAUUGUAAACAUGAGGACCAUUGUUAAGUACUUUGACUGAAUUCAGUCAAACCAGGGUAAAUACCCUUCAUACAUGUGAAGGUAGAACAUGGAUGGAUAUAUAGUGGUGCUUUAAUGCCAUCAAGGGCCCUUUUUAUAGAAGUUCAUAAGAUCUAAAGCCUGAUGUAUUGGAUGCAAUGGAAGUAACCAUUUCUCUUUUAGCCCCGGAUAGGAAUUGUAUAUUGUGUAUAAUGUAAUCAUGCAUUAUUGCAAUUGUCUUUGAAGGGUGCUGCUUCCCAAAGGACAUGUGUUGAGCAGAACUGGUACUGUACAGUUCUUGUGAAACAAUGUUACUAGAUUAAAGAGAGGGAGAAAUUGGUAUUUCAAUAAUUCAUCCCUUUCUGGAUUUCUAUAAAAUGAAGGCUUUUAUAGUACUGUUAAACUGUACUGUACAUGGACAAUCACUGUAUUUUCAAAGCAAGUAUGUUUUAGAAGCCAGUCUUAUAAAUUCAAGGUUUAAGGGACCUUUUUUGGUAGUUUUAUGAAUAUGGAAGUUUUUGGGAUCUUAUUUAGCUGAUCUUAUUUCACAGGAACACUUCUGAAAUUCUCCUUUUGUUGGUGUCAUUCUUGCAGGAUUACUGAACAAAAUGUAAACAUCCAAUGAGAUUACUAUACAUGAUGGCUUGUGUUCCAAUUAGCAUUUUGAUGGAUUUAGUUAUUUUAUUAGACUUCUGCUGAGGGUUUUUUUUUUAUUAUUGGACAGGGAGAAAUGUAAUGGGACGGGUAAUAGAUAAUGUGAGUUUAAGGCGGUGAGGGUCUUCAAAAUAUCAGGGACCUUUUCCACCAUGCACUGUUGCUGGGUAUAAUAAUCAAGGUAAAAAUGAUAAAUAAAUAAAAAAGAAAAAAAGAAACUGCAUUUUAAUGAUUUAAAAAAAAAAAAAUGUGUUUUGCUUUCCAAGAAAUUGCAGAUCUUUUCUGUUAUCAGGAAGGAAAUAAAAAAAAUACUUUGUA